Molecule: messenger RNA, 2550 nt
Organism: Fukomys damarensis (Damara mole-rat)
Lineage: Eukaryota; Metazoa; Chordata; Mammalia; Rodentia; Bathyergidae
Gene: Nfkb2
Product: nuclear factor kappa B subunit 2
Exons: 17
Coding region: 293-2413 (706 amino acids)
Biological process (GO): innate immune response; response to cytokine; regulation of transcription by RNA polymerase II
Cellular component (GO): cytoplasm
Molecular function (GO): DNA-binding transcription factor activity, RNA polymerase II-specific; protein binding; RNA polymerase II cis-regulatory region sequence-specific DNA binding
Source: RefSeq, a predicted model, not a curated record
CAGGCCCGCCCUCCGGGCACGCCUCCCCCUGGUAUUUUCGGGACUUUCCUAAACUGCUCUAACUUUCUGCCCCUUCCCCGGCCCAGCCCAGCUCCGCCGGAUCUCGCCCGCCACACCCCGACGGGCAGCUGGAGGACAUCGGACCCUCCCCCAAGUCGGGGACUCCUCCUGCCCACCCUCUCCUGACCUGUCCCCCAUCCCCUGCCGCUGCUCCCCGUCAUAGGCCGGUGCCCUAAAACUCUAGGAAGCAGAACCAGGGCCGAAGCCACCACACCGGGCCCAGCCCAGAGAUAUGGACACUUGCUACGACCCAGGCCUGGAUGGCCUCGAUGAAUAUGAUGAUUUCAAAUUCAGCCCGUCCAUGGCCGAGCCCAAGGAGCCAGCCCCGGAGACGGCUGAUGGCCCCUACCUGGUGAUUGUGGAACAGCCCAAGCAGCGAGGCUUCCGGUUUCGGUAUGGCUGUGAGGGGCCUUCCCACGGAGGCCUGCCUGGUGCCUCCAGCGAGAAGGGCCGGAAGACCUAUCCUACUGUCAAGAUCUGUAACUACGAGGGACCGGCCAAGAUCGAGGUGGACCUGGUGACACACAGUGACCCACCUCGUGCUCACGCCCACAGCCUGGUGGGCAAGCAGUGCUCGGAGCUGGGGGUCUGCGCCGUGUCUGUGGGCCCCAAGGACAUGACUGCCCAGUUUAACAAUCUGGGUGUCCUGCAUGUGACCAAGAAGAACAUGAUGGAGAUUAUGAUACAGAAACUUCAGAGACAGCGGCUGCGCUCCAGGCCCCAGGGCCUAACAGAGGCUGAGCGGAGGGAGCUGGAGCAGGAGGCCAAGGAGCUAAAGAAGGUGAUGGACCUGAGCAUCGUGCGGCUGCGCUUCUCCGCCUUCCUCCGGGCCAGCGACGGCUCCUUCUCCUUGCCCCUGAAGCCAGUUAUCUCCCAGCCCAUCCAUGACAGCAAGUCUCCGGGUGCCUCGAACCUGAAGAUCUCCCGAAUGGACAAAACGGCGGGCUCUGUGCGGGGCGGAGACGAAGUUUAUCUGCUCUGUGACAAGGUGCAGAAAGGUGAGGCUGGAGCCCUGGCUGGCCCGGGGCGCUGGGGAGGCCAGCCACAGUCUGCCUGCCAAGGGGCGGGAAGGGUGGCGGUGCGCGGGAGAUCCUGGCUCACCAGGCCCUUCUCCCAACCCAGGCCCCUGCACCUGGCCAUCAUCCACGGGCAGACCGCCGUCACUGAGCAGAUAGCCCAGAUCAUCUACCACGCGCAGCACCUCGGGGUCGCCAACCUCACCAACCACCUACACCAGACGCCCCUGCACCUGGCGGUGAUCACCGGACAGACCCGGGUGGUGAGCUUCCUGCUGCAAGUGGGGGCGGACCCGGCUCUCUUGGACCGGCAUGGAGACUCCGCUAUGCACCUGGCGCUGCGGGCAGGUGUGGGGGCCCCAGAUCUACUGCGUGCACUGCUGCAGAGCGGUGCUUCAGCUGUGCCCCAGCUGUUGCACAUGCCCGACUUUGAGGGCCUGUACCCAGUGCACCUGGCAGUUCGCGCACGCAGCCCGGAGUGCCUAGACCUGCUGGUGGACAGCGGGGCUGAAGUGGAGGCUGCAGAGCGGCAGGGUGGCCGCACGGCCCUGCAUCUAGCUACAGAGAUGGAGGAGCUGGGGCUGGUCACCCAUCUGGUCACCAAGCUCCACGCCAACGUGAAUGCCCGAACCUUUGCUGGAAACACACCCCUACACCUGGCAGCUGGACUGGGGUCCCCAACCCUCACUCGCCUCCUCCUAAAGGCUGGUGCUGACAUCCAUGCGGAGAACGAGGAGCCCCUGUGUCCACUACCCUCCCCGCCCACCUCCGGGAGUGACUCGGAUUCUGAAGGUUCUGAGAGGGACACCAUCAGCUUCCGGGGCCACACGCCACUUGACCUCACUCGCAGCACCAAGGUGAAGACCCUGCUGCUAAAUGCUGCUCAGAAUUCCAUGGAGCCCCCACUCACCCCACCCAGCCCUGCAGGGCCAGGGUUCUCCCUGGGCGAGACCACCCUGCAAAACCUGGAGCAGCUACUAGAUGGGCCAGAAGCCCAGGGCAGCUGGGCAGAGCUGGCGGAGCGACUGGGGCUGCGGAGUCUGGUGGACACAUACCGGAAGACCCCCUCACCCAGCGGCAGCCUCCUGCGCAGCUACAAGCUGGCUGGCGGAGACCUGGCAGGUCUGCUGGACGCCCUGUCUGACAUGGGUCUGGACGAGGGGGUGAGACUGCUAAGAGGGCCUGAGACCCAAGACAAACUGCCCAGCACAGCUGAAGCAAAGGAAGACAGCGCCUACGGGAGCCAGUCCGUGGAGCAGGAGGCGGAGACUCGGGGCCCACUCCCCGAGCCCCCAGGAGGCCUCUGCCAUGGGCACCCCCAGCCUCAGGUGCACUGAGCGGUGCCCCUCACAGCCCUCCUGGACCCUGUACAGCAUCCUCGCCUGCUCUAAGUCUUAUUUAAUAACACCACUGCCCACUUCUCAGCUGGGGCAAAUAAAGGAUUCUCAGAAAGGGGAGGACCCUCUCCAGUGUG